AUGUCUCUUUGUUCUUCUGCGCCAUUAGAUUGGAAUAUAUCAGAGGAUCCAGUGGUUGCGCCUUCACAGCCCUCCGAUGGAUCAGACGGCGGUAGUAGAUCCUUUUGCAAGCAGCUUCCUGCCUCAGGCUUAGCUCAUACCGCAAUUUCUUCAUUAGUCGGCGCUUUUCUAAUUAGAGCGCAACACAAGAGCUUCGACGUACAGUCGUCUCUACCUAACAUCAAGCAUAACAAUGAAAGACGCAGAGUUCUGAAAUCGACAACCUUUUUGUUCAAAAAUGGAAUAGGUCGUUCCAGGAAUGGGUAA
Lactuca virosa is the source of this 306-nucleotide messenger RNA. Lineage: Eukaryota; Viridiplantae; Streptophyta; Magnoliopsida; Asterales; Asteraceae. The record is from the annotation of a GenBank genome assembly.